AUGCCAAUUCAAACUGCCCUCACUCAGGCUCUUGGUAUAAGAGUACCUGUUGUACAAGGUGGAAUGAUGUGGGUAGGACUACCAAAACUAGUAGCAGCCGUUUCAAAUGCAGGAGGCCUAGGUAUCCUAACCGGUCUAACCCAACCGACGCCCGAAAAACUAAGAGAAGCGAUCCACGAAACACGUCGAUUGACCAACAAACCAUUCGGUGUAAACCUAACGUUCUUACCAUCUAUCAAUCCACCACCAUACCAAGACUAUGCAACGAUAAUUUUAGAAGAGAAUGUUAAGAUAUGUGAAACGGCUGGAGGUCCGAGUGCGGUACCGAUCAUUAAACGCUUGAGAGAUUCGAAUGUGUUUGUGAUUCAUAAGUGUGUGAGUAUUAAACAUGCUUUGACGGCUAUUAGAGUGGGUGUGAAUAUGUUAUCCAUUGAUGGAUUCGAAUGUGCUGGUCAUCCUGGUGAAGAUGAUAUUGGUGGAGUGGUUCUACUUGCUCGGGCUGCUCAAUCACUUAAUAUACCAUUUAUAGCAUCAGGUGGUUUUGCCAAUGGAAGAGGCUUAGCAGGAGCCAUAGCAUUAGGAGCAUCAGGAGUGAAUAUGGGAACGGCCUUCAUGGUCACUGAAGAAGCGGAAAUCCAUCAAAACAUUAAAGAAGAGAUGAUCAGAGCCGACGAACGUCAAACGAUUCAUAUCUUUCGUUCGUUUGGUAAUACGGCUAGGGUUUAUAAAAACUCGGUGGCUUUGGAAGUCGUGAAGAUGGAAAAUAGACCAGGUGGUUGUAAAUUUGAAGAAAUCGCUCAUCUUGUUUCUGGACUUAGAGGUAAAAAGGUUUAUGAAACUGGAGAUCUUCAUGCAGGGAUUUGGACUUGUGGUAUAAGUGUUGGAUUAUUAACCAAGAUUCAAACUUGUGAAUCGUUUAUGAAUGAAGUGGAAAAAGAUGCAGAAGAGAUUAUUUAUCGGAUGAAUCAAAUGUUGGUGAAGUCUAAAUUAUGA
This is a messenger RNA of Melampsora larici-populina 98AG31, 993 nucleotides long. RefSeq lists its product as uncharacterized. NCBI's taxonomy places the organism in Eukaryota, Fungi, Basidiomycota, Pucciniomycetes, Pucciniales, Melampsoraceae. Gene Ontology annotation, molecular function: nitronate monooxygenase activity. The record is from RefSeq and is a predicted model, not a curated record. The coding region runs from base 1 to 993 and encodes 330 amino acids. The transcript is spliced from 7 exons.